AUGAAUGACAACAAGAAAUUACUGAUUGUGUCCUCAAAUGACUCGACGACUGGUCAAAGAGUUGUCGAUGAAAUUGAUAACCAUUUAAAAGACAUCAAAUUUAACGCAAGUCUUGUCACUGAAGACUUGGUCUAUAAAACGUGUCACAAAAUCACUUUGGAGUCGCUUCCAGAGGACGAACAGCUGAUCCAAUUCAAUACAGUUGUCAUUAUCGGCGCCGAUCUCUAUCUCUACCAAAAGUUUAACACAAGAGUCCGAAACAAUGGAUCCAAUGAUAACAUAAAAUUAAUCUUUGCGGACGUGAAUCCAAUGUUUGGCUAUUUGUUUACCGAUUUUGGACCAAAUUAUAGACAUUUAACACUCGAUGAGUACUAUAAGACAUCGUAUGAUAAUAAUCACGUAUUGGAUAAAGUGAAACAAUGCACAUAUCAGUCCAGUUUUGAGCCCUUCAAGCUCUGGAGAGACAAAUCACUCGAGAGGUGUUGUCUCAUGACAUCCAUUAUCUCUGGUUUUAUUUGCGGACAACUCAUUGAUAAUUGUUGUCAACAAUUGCUUACAUAUGAAAUAGAUCCGAGACUUCUUGAGCAUCGGUUCGGAACCACUGAACCAAUAGUUAUCAUAGGAUUGGGUUCUUUGGGGUUUUGUAUUGUAAAACAUUUGGUCAAAAGUGGUGCCAAAAAUUUAGUUCUUAUUGAUUCCGAUUUCGUUCAUAAAUACAAUAUAAGAGUUAAUCUGUUCCGCGAAUGCGAUAUUGGACUCAAGAAGUGUGAUGUCGUCAAAGACUUUGUGCUUCGAGAUAAUAAAGACAUUACUGUUGAGAUUCAGUGUCGAAGAAUACAAGAGAUAAGCCAUCAGUUGUUUGAUGACUUGCGUCUGAAGAAAGGUCUCAUAAUUAGUUGUGUCGACUCCACAGAAACCAAACGCUUUAUAAACAAAGUCUGUGUUAAUCAUUGUCUGCCAUUCAUUGAUGUCGGAAUCGAUGACCCGGAGUACCCGCUCUGUGUCCUCAAGUCAUUCCCGCAAACCAUUGAACACUGUGUCGAAUGGUCUAAGACUAAGUUUAAUAAUUGGUUUAAUAUACGACCGAAAAGAGCCAACGAUUGGACGGAAUGUCUUCGCGUCUCGCGAAUGACUUUUGAGAAGUUUUUUAAUCAAAAACCAAAACAAUUGUUAUUUGUUUUGCCGUCGAAUCACAAGAGCGAAGACGGAUCAGACUUCUGGUCCGACAAACGUAUACCACAUCCGAUUGUCUUUGAUAUAACCAACGAUUCGCACAAAACAUUUCUUACUUCUUGCGCACAACUCAUCGCUAGAGUUAAUGGCAUUCAAAUAACGGACAAUACAGUCGUUUGCGAAGCCAUAAACUCGUUGGAAAUUCCAGAGUUUGUCCCAAACAAAGAUAAAACUAUUAUAACUGAUCCGUCGAAUUGUAGGGCAGAGACGUAUGGCAUCGAAAAGGUGUCAAUUGAGAAGAUUUACCACAUUUACAAUCAAAGCAUUCAUUGUUUGAAUGCAACGAUAUUCACCGCUUCGGCUAUGGUUUCAAUUGAAUUAAUAAAAUUGUUUCAAAUGAACGGCAAAUAUAAAUUGAAGUUUGAGAAUAAGUUGCAAAAUGUCAAUCAUUUUCACAAUUUGUGUGAAUUUGAAUGUAAUGUUUUGUCGACGCCUACUAAACCAAUGUCAACAAAACUGUCGGAUACCUAUAGUUUUACAGAAUGGGAUCAAUUGGUGAUCAAUGAAUCGGAUGGUGUGUCCACUCUUAAGGAGUUACUCAAUGAACUCGAAGCGCGAACGCAAUGCAUUUGUUUAGGACUUGUGUUGAAUGAGACAAAGUCUAUAUAUUUGCCACAACUCUUCCCGCAUCACAACAAACGCAGGAAACAAAACAUUAGAGAUCUUAUCGUUGAUUAUUACAACACUAUCCCAGAUCAGAAUUGGAUGAAAUUUUAG
Molecule: messenger RNA, 1950 nt
Organism: Medioppia subpectinata
Lineage: Eukaryota; Metazoa; Arthropoda; Arachnida; Sarcoptiformes; Oppiidae
Source: the annotation of a GenBank genome assembly